AUGAAUAACAGUGAUAAAUUUAUAUCACAGUCUAAUACAAACUGUGAGGCUGAUGGCACUAGCAAUCACGUAAUUAAUAACUCUGUAUGCGGUAACUCUAGCAUCAAGUCAAUUACCAGUUCACCUUUGAGAUCAUCAGUGCGAGAACCAAUUGAUCAUCAUAAUACUUCAAACGGUGUAUCGUUUUCAUAUUUAAAUUACCCAAAUACUAAUCAAUGCAGAAAUAGUAGGACCAUCAGCAAGUACUUCAGACAAAAUCAGUUAGUCAACUCUAUAAAGAAAUCACUCAAUAAUUCGUGCAGUAGUUGUUAUUUAAGUCAUAAUUUUUGUGCUACUGAUAAUAAGUCCAGUUAUAGAAGUAUGAAGUGUGAUAUCAGUAGCUCAAGUCGUAAUUAUGCUGCAUAUUCUGAGAAACUGGAAUCCAAUAACAGAUUUUUCGAUAACAAUAAAAAUACUACUACUAAUAUCGCGUCAUCGAAAUCAAACAAUUAUUCAACGAUUGCAAAUUAUUCAAAUUGCAUAACAAAUUCCGCAUCAAAUCUAUUCAUAGAUGAUAUACAUAAUAUAUCUCCGGGAGCCACAGAUGUGGCAGCUGCGGCUGUAGCCGCUACCUCAGCAGUAUCAACAGAUAUGAAUUCAACGAAUUUCACUAGAAUGAAUAAUUCAGUUGAACAGAACUUUUUAAAUUAUUUUAGGCAUCAUUCAAGUAGAGCUAGUCCAGUUACAGUUCAAUGGCUUUUAGAAAACUAUGAAUCAGCCGAUGGUGUCAGUCUAUUAAGAAGUGGACUGUAUUCACAUUAUUUAACCCAUUGUUUGCAGAACUGGUUAGAACCAAUGAAUCCAGCAUCGUUUGGUAAAUUGAUUCGUUCAAUUUUUGUUGGUUUACGCACAAGACGGUUGGGUACACGGUAA
Messenger RNA from Heterobilharzia americana, 912 nucleotides. The record is from the annotation of a GenBank genome assembly. NCBI's taxonomy places the organism in Eukaryota, Metazoa, Platyhelminthes, Trematoda, Strigeidida, Schistosomatidae.